UGACGCCGUGGCCCAAGAUGGAGCCGAUCCGCCCUGGACGGGUUUAAGCGCCGUUGCUGUGGACGGAAAGACAGGGACGUGAGCGGACAUUGAGCACGGCCAGGGUGCCAGUGAGCCCCCCGCCCCCGCUCGGUGUGUGGGCUGAGUUUCGAGGGGCUGAGCUUCGAUGGAGGACCACAUGAUGGGGCACAACAAGGAGAAGCGCUAUGAGUGUGACGUGUGUGGCAAGACCUGGCAGAGCCCGAGCCGGCUGGAGACCCACCGACGGGUGCAUACGGGAGAACGCUCCUUCGAUUGCUUGGAGUGCAGCAAGAGCUUCACCUUCGAUAGCCAGUUGCAGCGGCACAACCUCGUGCACUCCGGCGAGAGGCCCUUCACCUGCUCUGACUGCGGCAAGAGCUUCAAGAUGGCGAAUGAGCUGAAGAGACACCGGUGGGUGCACACGGGUGAGAAGCCCCAUGGUUGCUCCAUCUGCGGCAAGAGCUUUGCCCUGUUGUCGGUGCUGCAGGUGCACUGGCGGGUGCACAGCAGUAAGGGGCCCUUCACCUGCUCCGAUUGCGGCAAAGGCUUCAAGUCGGCACCAGCGCUGAAGAAGCACAGGCGUGUGCACAUGGGGGAGCGGCCCUACACCUGCAGUGACUGCGGCAAGGGCUUCACCCACUCCAGCCACUUGCUGGUGCACCAGCGCACCCACACCGGCGAGCGCCCCUACACAUGCGCCCAGUGCGGUAAGGGUUUCACCCGGUCCAGCAACCUGCUGGAACACCAGCGCACCCACACCGGCGAACGCCCGUACACCUGCGCCCAGUGCGGCAAGGGCUUCACCCAGUCCGGCACCCUGCUGAGGCACCAGCGCACCCAAACCCCGAGGUAG
Molecule: messenger RNA, 874 nt
Organism: Amblyraja radiata (thorny skate)
Lineage: Eukaryota; Metazoa; Chordata; Chondrichthyes; Rajiformes; Rajidae
Product: zinc finger protein 154-like
Exons: 4
Coding region: 167-874 (235 amino acids)
Biological process (GO): regulation of immune system process; negative regulation of transcription by RNA polymerase II; regulation of cytokine production
Cellular component (GO): nucleoplasm
Molecular function (GO): DNA-binding transcription repressor activity, RNA polymerase II-specific; RNA polymerase II cis-regulatory region sequence-specific DNA binding
Source: RefSeq, a predicted model, not a curated record